Molecule: messenger RNA, 796 nt
Organism: Coregonus clupeaformis (lake whitefish)
Lineage: Eukaryota; Metazoa; Chordata; Actinopteri; Salmoniformes; Salmonidae
Product: copper transport protein ATOX1
Exons: 4
Coding region: 100-309 (69 amino acids)
Biological process (GO): copper ion transport
Cellular component (GO): cytosol
Molecular function (GO): metal ion binding; copper chaperone activity
Source: RefSeq, a predicted model, not a curated record
CUGUAGCUAGCAAGCCAGGCAGCAACACAUUCAGUAGCUAGUUAGUCGUGCAUGCUUUGAGAGAGGAGAAAGUCCAUUGAUCUUGCGCUCAAACUCAACAUGACGACCAAGCACGAAUUCUUUGUGGACAUGACAUGUGAGGGAUGCUCCGGUGCUGUCACCCGAGUCCUCAAUAAACUGGGUGGUGUCCAAUUUGAGAUCGACCUCCCCAACAAGAAGGUUUUCAUUGAGUCUGACAAGGACACGGAUGUGCUUCUGGAGACACUGAAGAAGACUGGAAAGGCAGCCAACUACAUUGGCCCCAAGUGAAAAAUCAUCCUCUUUCCUUUAUAGAACAGCUGUUGGUUGGUGCUGAUAUGAAGGAUGACCAAUGAGAAGGAAGAGCCCUCUGACUGCAGACCAGUCUUGCUGUAAUGUCUUUAUGGAACACUGGAAUGAGCUCGCGCUGCCAAGCUGUCCACUUUCAGUUAUUUAAACCCUAUUAUUGAAACGUCCCAAAUGGCACCCUAUAGGCCUUAGUCCAAGGUAGUGGGAAUAUAUAGGGAAUAGAGUACAGUUUGGGACGCAUUCACUAUGAAUAUCCAGUAUGAAUGAUGCACAGAAUUAAAUAGAGCAUGUACCUCUAUGGGUUAACAUUAGGCAGGUAAAUUAGAUUAUGUAAGAUUGCUGUCUGUUUUGUCUUAAUGAAAGCAGCUAUUGUAAUUCACGUUGAUUUGGACAGCUGUAUUAAGUUUUCCUUUCACUCUCUGAAUAUAGUUAAUGUUUACCCACUUGUAAAAUAAAAAAGUUGAUUCUA